This is a messenger RNA of Dromaius novaehollandiae (emu), 5211 nucleotides long. RefSeq names its product synaptogyrin 1 (gene SYNGR1). The transcript is spliced from 4 exons. The coding region runs from base 167 to 868 and encodes 233 amino acids. Gene Ontology annotation, cellular component: neuromuscular junction; synaptic vesicle membrane. Lineage: Eukaryota; Metazoa; Chordata; Aves; Casuariiformes; Dromaiidae. The record is from RefSeq and is a predicted model, not a curated record.
CGCGGCGCGCGCCCCACCGCCGGGAGCGCGCGCGGCUCGUCGCCGCCGCCGCCGGGCUGCCAGGCACGGCUCGGCUCGGCUCGGCUCGGCUCGGCUCGGCCCGGCCCGGCCUGCCCGCAGCCCCCCGGCCGCCUCGCCGCGCACCCCGACCCCCGCGGGCGCCGCCAUGGACGGGGGCGCCUUCGGCGCGGGCAAAGCCGGCGGCGCCUUCGACCCGCACGCCUUCCUCCGGCAGCCGCACACCCUGCUGCGGCUCCUCUCCUCGGUGUUCUCCAUCGUGGUGUUUGGCUCCAUUGUCAAUGAAGGGUAUGUGAACCGCCCGGACGAGACACAAGAGCACUGUAUUUUCAACCGCAAUCGCAAUGCUUGCAACUAUGGCAUUACUGUGGGUGUCCUCGCCUUCCUCAGCUGCCUUCUCUACCUGGCUCUGGAUGCCUACUUCCCACAGAUCAGCAGCGUCAAAGAUCGCAAGAAGGCAGUUCUCUCGGACAUCGGAGUCUCUGCCUUUUGGGCAUUCCUGUGGUUUGUUGGCUUCUGCUUUCUGACCAACCAAUGGCAAGUUUCAAAAGAAGAGGACAACCCAAUGAAUGAGGGAGGGGAUGCAGCCCGAGCAGCCAUCACAUUCUCGUUCUUCUCCAUCUUCACCUGGGUGGGCCAGGCAUUCCUGGCGUAUCAGCGUUUCCGUCUGGGUGCCGAUUCGGCCCUCUUCUCCCAGGACUACAUGGACCCAAGCCAGGACUCCGGCAUGCCUUAUGCUCCCUACACGAAUGAGGAGGAUGCUACAGAUACGGUGGGGACGUACCAGCAGCCCCCUCCUGCAGACGCUUUUGACACUGAGACACAAGGGUACCAAACGCAGAACUACUGAGCCACCGAUGCCCCUUCCCCUUCCCCCUUCCCUUCUGCCCCUUUCCCACUGCUGACAAAAAGCCAAGGCACAAAACAGACGUGCGUUGUGGCACAAGAGGUGGCUCUCAGCUAUGCUCCAGCCCUCUGGGUCAUCUGUUUUUAUUUAUUGUUUUUUUAAAAAAAGCGCCCCAUUACUUAUUCCUCCUGCCCUCAGAGUUACCUGCCAGAACCAAGUUAUUCCAAAUGUGUCACUGUGUCGCAACAAGAAGGGUCCCCCCUUCCCUUCUCUCCCUCCUUCCUCACCACAGGAAGGAAGGAUCUGGCUCAUUCUCUUGGUGGACAGGAGAGAGGGAUUGUGGCACCAGCAGAGCAGAGGAAAAAGGCACUGGAGGAGGAAAGGAAGGAAACAGGGACUGAGGUGUUCCUAGGAGAGCUGGUGCUGCUGAAGGCUGGAGUAGAGCAUCCGAGUUGGGCCCAAGGCCUGGUUGCUCAGGGAGGGAAUAUAUGAGGUGGCAGAAGGGGGGAAGGCGUGAGAGUUAGCAUGCAGGCAUGCAAGGGUGAAGGGAGGGCUGGAGGUGGGUGGGGGAGUGGGAAAGGGGUCCCCACGCAGGCGUGCAAAAACAAAGGUGCUUUUCUCUCACACGCUGAUGCACAUGGAUGAGGGAGAGAUGCUUUAUUUUUAGAGGAUUUGGGGAGGAAUGGUAUUGAGCAGGGGGGAAGAGGGGGAGGGAGCAUAGAGAGAUAAAGUGGGAGGGGAAGGAGGAGGAGUUGCAAAACCACAGACACAUCUGUAGAUUUAGAUGAAGAGACUUGACAGAGUAGAAUAGAAGGACAGUGCCAUGAGAGUCACUCUGUCCCCAGGUCCUUUUGGAUUGAGCUAGUUGUGUUUUUCCCCUCAUCUGUAUGUCCUAAUUGCAGCUCUUCUCAGAUUAGCACUGUGUUUAGUGAAGCAGGACAGGGGAGCUGUCCCUGAGUCCCUGGCACCAAGGUGCAGGCUUUUUGGGAGGAAAGAUGGAGGAGAUGUGCUCCUAGGAAGUCCUUGUCCCCAGCCGCACUGUUUGAGAGAGUCUAAUCAGAAGGAGAGGACAGCUUUGCCAUUUUGCCUUGGGCAGAAGGAGGAGGAGGAGGAGAAAAAAGCUAGUUUCUCUCAUGCCCUGCUGAAUCCUCCUCCUUUCCUCUGCUACUAGACUGCAAAGCCUCUUACUGACACCAUCUUUGUAGCAUGUAGGAAUGGAGCAGGACUUCCCCCGGCAAGAAAUAUUGCUGCUAUGAUGGCCAGCCUGUGUCUGGCUGUUACACAGGGGUAUAACCAAGUAGUAAAGAGUCCUGUGCCUUCCCAGCUGAGCUUUGUGCUUUGCUUCCCACUCAGAUGGGGAGGAGGUCUUAGUGUGCAGUUCAGCAAAGUGAGGUGAAAUGGGCUCUGUCCUUGCAAAAUUGGUUGAGGCCAGGCUGAGCUCUCUGAAAACUGGCCCUCCUAUACCUUACAUAGUGCUUCUUCUGCAGCAUCUGAAAUCCUGGCUGUCUUUAAAGCCUCACCUAGGUGGCAGUAGUGACUGCCAGACAGAGCUCGUAUGGAUGCUUUUCCAUGCUCCUGAUGAUUUUGUUUCAAGUAGAGAUGCUGCUCUGGAAGCACACUAUUUAUUCCACAAUAGAAGUAAUGUUUAUUCCAGAAGAUAAUGUACCUAAAGGGAAAUAAUUCAGCAAUAGCCACCUGGACAAUUUUUCCCAGCACAGACACCUCUCAGAGCACAGUAACACUGGCCUGAGUGGCAGAGAUCAGGAGCAGACCCCAAACCCAUAGGUGCUUCCCCUGUGUGUUCAACCCAUUUUCUGUAGCACCUUCAGGAGUUGGGAAAGAGGACUCAGUGUCUUCCAGACAAGAUGUUCGCACAACCUCAAGCCAGACAUCUUGUCUGGAGGACAAUGAGUCCUCUUUCAUCAGGAUUGCCAUUAAGACAGCAUAAAACAUCUGGGUUACCAGUCCUUCCCCUCUUUCUAGUGUCACUUCUCUCCAGCUCUCCCACCUUGACAGGGAAGGGGUAGAAAACCUAGAGUUGCAGGCCCCAAAGGGAGGGCAAUUUCUCCAUUGUACAUAGGCACAAUUUCUACUUGUUGUCUCGAACUCUUAAGGGCUGCUAGACCUGCCUGCAGGGGUGAGGAAGAGACAUGGGAGAGGCUGAGACGUUGCCUGCAGACUUGUGCUGUGGUCAGCCUUCCCCAUGGUUUGCCAUCCCUUGCUUGUGGUUAACCACUAGUAAAGGAGGAGAGGGGGACUAGUAGGCCUGGUUGAAGCACGAGGAGGAACUUGGUACCUCCCUUGCUCUGUGGCUUUGAAAACAGUACUGUAAAUAGGAAGGGUAUUUUUCAGAAGGAAGCCCCUCAGGCUUCUUCUUCUGUGGGACCAACCUAAUAUUUAGGUUUGGGAGGGGGUUACUUUAUUGAGAGAGAUUUGUCAUGACUGUGGCUGCAGGGGGAGCUCCCUCCAGUCCGUCUCUUCUGCCAGGAGAGGGCACAGAAAGAAAGAUGAGGUGGAGGAGGAGAAAAACUAGUGUACUCACCCAGGCUCAUCUAUAUCAUCCUUCAUGCUUUCAUUUUGGGUGAGGUGGGAAGGGAGGAACCAAGGAGAGGAGGAAGCUAUAAAUAACCAGCCCUCAGCAUAAAAAUGCACUGUACUUUCCAGGAGGAACUGCCCAUAACUUGUCCCCACUCAUCAGGAGGGUGAAGGACUGGGCCUAUGGGAAGGAAGUAUGGGUCAGGCCUGGGGGAGGGGUCUCACCUAGGGGUCUCUUUUGGGGUAUAGCAUGGGACUGUCUUACCUGUCCCUUCUCUCAUUUGAGCUGCAUGAGUGGCUAAACAUCCUUUGAGGCUGACAACUGAGGAGGCUUUUCUGCAUCCUCUUUGGCUUGCUUCCCUCAUGUAACUGAUGGGCUCUGGUGGGCCUGAGGUGGGAACAGGCCUCUCCCUCAAAGCAGGCCUGCCAGUGGGAGGUGAGCUAGGUGGCUUCAUCCUGGGUUACUUCCCACCUCUCUGUCCCUUUCCUCCUCAUUGUAAGUUGCAGGACAGGGACUGCUGUGGCAGGGAAUGCUUUAUAAUAGUACAUACUUCAGCAACUUUUUGCUUUUGCUCAUAGGAGAAGGCAUACGCUCCUUGGGUUAACUUCCUUUAAGCCUUUGCCAUUGAGGCCUAGUGACAACAGGCCUGGGGAUAGGAUUCAUCUUCUUUGUAUGUAGCUCUUUAAAAUGAAGUUUCCCAUGGCAUAGACUGGCUCUGCAGCCGAUGAGAGAUACAGCCCUGUCCAAAGGGCUGGUUAGCCUGUCUGCCUGAGGCACUUCUGUUAAGGUGCUGCCUAUUUCUGAGGGCCAUAGGCAAGGCCUGGGCAGCUGGCUAGGACAUGUCCCUUUUAGAACCUAAACGUGGGUCAGAUCAGUCUCACUCUAAGGAUUAGAGGGAAGGCCAUAUAAGCAAAAUGAUAUGAAGGCUUUCUCCCCCCUCUGCUGUUUGUCUGGAUUACAGAGGAUUAUGUUGCUGAGUCAAAUGCCAUCCCCUGUUGUGAGCACAGGUCCCUCGAUGUCCUCUUGUCUUGUGAAACCCCCAAGGACUGUUUUAUGGAAGUUGGGGCUGUGAAGGGCAAAGAGGUGAUGAAACUUUGCCCCACUUCUACCUAUCACUUCAGUCUCCUGAUGGGUAUUGAGGAACAAGGUUACCCCGUCCCCAGCUCACACACAUCCCCACCGUGCUGUUUGUCACCUCAUUGUACACCCUUCCCCUCUGCAUUAUUCCUUUCAGUUCCCUCAGGGGAGGAGGGCGUCUUUGGUCCCACAUCUUGCACCCUCAUAAGCGCUUGACAGGACCGGGGAAGGCAGCGUUGCAGGAUGGCUCCCAUAGGAGGCUCCGCUCCGGUCUCAAGAGUGUGACCAAGGCAAGGAGCCCAGUGAGGCCACCUCAUGCAGCAAGUCCAAACCAUUCAUCCAAACAACUCUCUGCUGCUUCUGUGACAUCUCUAGCACCAUCUGGGCUGCUCUGCCCCUCCCCCUGCAGCAUUACUGCCUGUGUAUAGUAUAUAUAUUAUAUAUAUAUAUUUAAAAAGAUGUAUAAUAUAAAGCUAUACAUAUAUACGUAUAUACGAUGACUCAUGGAUGGCCCGCCACAUACAGGAUCCCCAGAGUGGACUUGUCUAAGCCCGAGUGUCCCUUCACCCCUCCUCCCCCUCCGACCUUCACCCCGUCUGUUCUAAACUCCAACUACAGUGAACCCCGCCACCUUGGCACCUGUGUUUACAAUGUCCUAUAUAUUUGUGGUUAACAAAGUGAAGGUGGUAACUACUGGUGUCUCAAUAAAGUUAUGACAUUCAAAAUAACCAAA